AUGGCUUCACAACAUAUGCAAUUAUUACAAUCAUUUCGAAAAGUUAUACCACCACUUUUAUUUGAUACACAUAAAGGUGAAGCUGGUCGUAUUGGUGUUGUUGGUGGAAGUGAAGAAUAUACAGGUGCACCAAUAUUUGCUAGUAUGGCAGCAUUUCGAACAGGUGCUGAUCUUGUUCAUGUUUUUUGUGCAAAAAGUGCUGCUAUACCAAUAAAAAGUUUUUCACCUGAUUUAAUUGUACAUCCACUUCUUGAUUCACCAUCUUUUUCGGAUGAUAUAGAUAAAUGGUUACCACGUUUACAUGCAUUAGUUAUUGGUCCUGGAUUAGGACGUGAUGAAAAAAUUUUAUCAAAUGUUGAACAAUUAAUUGGUAUUUUACGUAAACAAGAACAUCCCAUACCAAUUGUUAUUGAUGCUGAUGGUCUUCAUUUAAUAACUGAAAAACCACAUCUUAUAAAUAAUUAUGAAAAUUGUAUAUUAACACCAAAUGUUAUUGAAUUUGAACGUUUAUAUGCAAAAGUAACAGGUGUAAAAUCUGACGAAAUAAAACAAGAAAAUGAUAAAAGAAAAUUAGCACAAAAAUUAGCUGAAACACUUCAUGUUAAUAUUCUUAUGAAAGGACAUUUAGAUACGAUAUCUUCACCAAAUAGUCAAGAACCAAUACAAAGUGGUAUUGACGGUUCACCAAGACGUUGUGGUGGUCAAGGAGAUUUAUUAGCUGGAGCUUUAGCUACAUCAUAUUGUUGGGCAAUAAAAAAUCGUGACAAAAUUGAACAUCAAUCAUCAAAUUCAGAGAGAUCACCAACAAGUAAUGAACGUAUAAAUUAUUUAUCUAAAUCAACUCCAGCUCAAGUAGCGGCUUAUGCUGCAUCAACACUUGUUCGUACUGCAAGUCAAGGAGUUUUUAAUAAACUUGGUCGCUCAAUGAUUAGUGCAGAUAUAUUAAAAGAGAUCGGACCAACAUUUAAUAAAAUUUUUGAAAAAUAG
Rotaria sordida is the source of this 987-nucleotide messenger RNA. NCBI's taxonomy places the organism in Eukaryota, Metazoa, Rotifera, Eurotatoria, Philodinida, Philodinidae. The record is from the annotation of a GenBank genome assembly.